Molecule: messenger RNA, 978 nt
Organism: Lytechinus variegatus (green sea urchin)
Lineage: Eukaryota; Metazoa; Echinodermata; Echinoidea; Temnopleuroida; Toxopneustidae
Exons: 3
Coding region: 206-571 (121 amino acids)
Source: RefSeq, a predicted model, not a curated record
UAAUUCGUUUUUGUUUGCAGGCAAAGAACUCUUCACUGAUGCCUGGAGCUUUGAGCCGGUUGGAGCCGGCAAAACCUUACUUAGAUUGAAAGGAAAAAUAGUGAACGAAGUACCAAGUCCCAUUGACGAGGGACUGAUCGGCGGAAACAAAUCUGCAGAAGACGACGAACCAGCAGCCACCGAGGACCCAGUUAGGACCCUUAAGAUGCCUCACCUGGCAGAAGCCGCCCAGCCAUACGCCUUGAAAGAUUACCAGUUAUGGCUGAGAAGUUACGUUGGUCGGUUGGUAAAUAGGAAAAAGGAAGAGAUUGCAGCCCUGAGGAAUAACGGCGACGGUGAAGAAGCGGACAAGAUGGGGGCAGAGUUGGAAAUCUUUAAGGAUAACAUCACCUCGGAUAUCAAAGAAGUCAUAAUCUCUUCAUUCGAAGAGAAAGAUUUUAGAUUCUAUACUGCCGAUGAAGAUGAGUAUGAAGUUGAAGGGAUGCUCGUCCCCAUGACCUGCCCCAAAGAUGACCCGGACGUAAUAUUUCUCUACUUCAUACAAGAUGGUUUGGUGACCGAAACGUGUUAGGUCAUUCAUUGGAUGCAAUUCGAGUUGACAAUAAUAAUAAUAAUAAAUGCAUAGCGCAUAAUAUUCGACGGAAUCUCUAUGCGCUUGUACAAAAGAGGUAAUUAAGUCUAAUACAGGUAUACUGAGAAUAAAAUACAAAAAUACUAAAUGAAUAAUUAACAAAACAUUGUAACAUACAUGGUGCUUUUCCUAUAUAAAAAUAAUCUAACAUAUGAGAACGAGUAUGUUUUUUAAAGAUUUGAGAAAGGUUGAAGUACAUGUGAUGGCCCUCAGAUUAUUAGGCAGUUUAUUUCCACAGUACAGGUGCUGCUGACUGAAAGGCACGAUCACCAAACUGACAAUAGACGUUGUUAAAAAUGGCUAGAAGAGCGGAGAUAUCUUUGUGGGACAUAUUCAGUAAUCAGAUA